Messenger RNA from Hypanus sabinus (Atlantic stingray), 3999 nucleotides. It is a transcript of the gene eya1, whose product is annotated as EYA transcriptional coactivator and phosphatase 1. The transcript is spliced from 19 exons. Gene Ontology annotation, biological process: negative regulation of extrinsic apoptotic signaling pathway in absence of ligand; multicellular organism development; positive regulation of DNA repair. Gene Ontology annotation, cellular component: nucleus. Bases 333 to 2072 code for a protein of 579 amino acids. Gene Ontology annotation, molecular function: protein tyrosine phosphatase activity. Lineage: Eukaryota; Metazoa; Chordata; Chondrichthyes; Myliobatiformes; Dasyatidae. The record is from RefSeq and is a predicted model, not a curated record.
CAAAAUCUUAGGUGUGUGCAACUUGAAGCAACUUUGGCAAAACAUUCUUCUAUUGUGGGAUUUCUAGUGUGUUUACUCAACGAGCGCAAAGAGGCGGGUGUCACAUUGAAAGGCACCUAACAGGAACUGGGUCUUGUGUGACAAUAUUUCCGCGUCAGGUCUCUUAGCGCUACUGAGUUUUGUAAAAGGGACGGGAUUGUACGAUGCGAUGACGGCUGACUGAAUUCAAAACCUUUAAGGGAACACGGCAGAGUUCAGGGAGAAUUCUAAGUGUUGUGAAAAAAAAAGCUCAAUCCCAUUCUGAUGCUUCAGAUCCUCCAGGUUCCAGGUCUAUGGAAAUGCAGGAUCUAGCAAGCCCACAAGGUCGAAUAAGUGGAAGUAGUGAGUCUCCCAAUGGUCCAAAACUUGACAACUCUUGUAUUAAUAACAAUUCUAUGACACCAAAUGGCACAGAAGUCAAAACGGAACCAAUGAGCAGUAGUGGCAUUGCUACAACAGCAGCGGAGGAGUCUUUAGACGGUUUCUCAGGAAUUGGUGGUGGUUUUAGCCCAAGGGAAACACAUCACUUCUCUCCACAUAUUUAUCCUUCCAAGUCGUAUCCACACAUUCUCCCAACUCCACCUUCACAAAGCAUGGCAUCAUAUGGACAGUCUCCAUAUGUCACAGGAAUGCAGCAAACAGCAACUUAUGCAACUUACCCACAGCCCGGCCAACAUUAUGGAAUACCAUCUUACGGCAUCAAGACUGAAGGUGGAUUGACUCAAACACAGUCUCCUGGCCCAACGGGAUUUCUAAAUUAUGGUUCAAGCUUUAAUGCACCUCAACCAGGCCACGGCCCUUACAGUUACCAAAUGCAAGGGGGAAGUUUUACAUCGGGAUCUGGACUUUACACAGGAAGCAAUUCACUUGCACAUUCUGCAGGCUUUAACAAUUCACAGCAGGAAUAUUCUUACACGGGCUUUGGCCAGGGGCAAUAUGCACAGUAUUAUAACAAUUCUCCAUAUACUUAUAUGACCAGCAACAACAGCAGUCCAGCACCUCCUUCGACCACUACAACAUAUCAACUCCAAAGUCCACCAUCUGUCACAAGUCAGGCUAUUACAGAUGCCGUUACAGGUGAAUUCGGUACCAUCCACAGUCCAUCCGCAACCAUCAAAGAUUCAGAGUCGGAUCGGUUACGUAGAGCUUCAGAUGGAAAAUCACGUGGCCGGGGUAGGAGAAAUAAUAACCCGUCUCCUCCUCCAGACAGUGACCUUGAGCGAGUGUUCAUAUGGGACCUGGAUGAAACUAUCAUUGUUUUUCACUCUUUGCUCACAGGGUCCUACGCCAAUAGAUAUGGACGGGAUCCACCUACAUCGGUGUCACUUGGAUUACGAAUGGAAGAAAUGAUCUUCAACUUGGCAGACAUGCAUCUCUUUUUUAACGAUUUAGAGGAGUGUGAUCAAGUUCACAUUGACGAUGUGUCAUCAGAUGAUAACGGACAGGAUUUGAGCACUUACAACUUUGCUACAGAUGGCUUUCACGCUGCAGCGACAAGUGCAAAUCUUUGUCUCGCAACCGGUGUGCGUGGAGGCGUUGAUUGGAUGAGGAAGCUAGCUUUUCGCUACCGGAGAGUAAAAGAAAUUUACAAUACCUACAAAAAUAAUGUUGGAGGUCUCCUUGGUCCAACUAAGAGAGAAUCGUGGUUGCAGUUACGAGCAGAGAUCGAAGCUCUAACAGAUUCAUGGUUAACACUUGCAAUGAAAGUGCUCACACUCAUUCAUUCAAGGUCAAACUGCAUAAAUAUCCUUGUGACAACAACACAACUGAUACCUGCUCUUGCCAAAGUCUUACUUUAUGGAUUAGGAAUAGCUUUUCCAAUUGAAAACAUAUAUAGUGCAACAAAAAUAGGAAAGGAAAGUUGUUUUGAACGAAUAAUUCAAAGGUUUGGAAGAAAGGUGGUGUAUGUUGUUGUGGGAGAUGGCAUUGAAGAAGAACAAGCUUCCAAAAAGCACACCAUGCCAUUCUGGAGGAUCUCAAGCCACUCUGACCUCAUGGCCCUACAUCAUGCCUUGGAACUGGAGUACUUGUAGCAGUUUGUUGGCACUUUAAGACAUAGGAUCUCCACCCUCACUGUUCAUGAACUACAGAACUUUUGUACCUUAUGGCAGCUCCUUACUACAAAGUGUAUGUGGAACCCCAAGUGUUGAAAUACAGCCACAGUUUGUCUUGACCGUUGUCCUGAUUUUAAAUGGAGCUGAUUGAAUCUCUCGGAAAGCAGCUGACAGCUCUGGGAACUGAAUUAUCUCUGUAUGGUCAGAAGAUAUGACACUGCUCAAUAAUGCUGUUUCAAUAGGAGUUCAUACCAGUGAAGGAAAUAGAUUCAAGAAGAUGCCUAAUUUGUUCCCUGCUGAAUAAACGAGCAAGUAAAUGGUCCUCAGAACAGAUGUUAUGGCUAAUGCUUUAAGCAUUGAUAGUCAUAAUAACAAAACUUGUAAAAAAAAGUAUUGUCAUGAGGAAUAUAAAAUUUACACUGAUAAUUGAGUUGUACAAAUGCUAGUGACAUAUUUUAUUUGUGGAGAAAGUUUGCUUCCAUUAUCACUGAUAUCCAGGACACUUCUAUUAUAUAUAAACUGAUGGUUUUGCUUUAACAAUUGUGAAGGUACUUAAAGUAGGAUUUUGCCGUCAGAAGCAGCAAGCACAUGUGAUUUUGUCAUGUCACAAAGUAGUUUACAGAAAUGAAAAUUUUCUUAUAAUUUAAGAUGAGUGUUUACUUUGCUAAGACAAUCAUGUACAGAAAAGGUCAUUUUUUUUUGUAAAUUUGUAAUCAGGCAAUUAUUUUGCAUAUUGCUGUGUUAAAAGCAAUUGAAAGGUAGCAAUGCCUAGUCUGUGAUAUGUGUGGCAAGGCAUUGUGUGCACAAUGAAACUGUGCUGUGCCUUAAAGCAUUGGUGUGUUAUAAUGCAAUGUUUUUUUUUGGUAAAUAUGUAGAUAAUGUUUUUUUAGAUAAUUUUGUCAAGACCAAAACCAUGGAUGUCAAGUGUCAAGGUUUAUCUGCUUUCUUUUUCUAACUUUCCUAUUUCUCCAAAUUAAUAUUAUACUUUUUUUCUUCAAAAGAAAAAUACUCUACUUGAAUAAACUAGAAAAUGAUUCCCUGCUCCCUUCUUACACAAGUAAUAUGGAUUAUAUAUAGUAUAUAUUUUUAUUAUAAAUCCUGUUUCUUUUAAUACUGAGUAGCAUGCGGAGUACGUUCCUAUAACUGUAUGCCCUUAUAGUGUCUACAUUCUUUUUUUAUGGAAGUACAUCAGCAAAAUAAUGUUUAAAUUGUCUUGUUCAAGUGGUCAGGUCCUUUUCCUACUGUCAAUCUUUCAAGCAAAUGUUAGUAUUACCAACUACUAAAGAUUUAACUGAUAUUUUGAUAGGACUUGAUCUAACAAUGGUUCAUCACUCAUUAUUACAGAAAACUACAGGCUUGACCUAUUUACCGUUCAUGCUCCUAACUAUAGCUCACAAUGUUUUCCCUCUCUAGCCAACAUAUGGUCUCUGCAAAGGAUCUUAUAUUCUCCCCAUUUACUUAAAAGGCGUAUUUCUUUGUAAAAAUCUAUUCCUUUAUAAAGUCUCACAGGAGCUGUGCAUCACAGCAAUUGCAAAAAAAAGUAUAUUAACAUAAAAUCUCUAUUGCUUCAUGAUUACUACUAAUAGAUCAAGACCACAGUGAACUGUUGUUGCUAAUAGGUAAUCAAAUGAUUGCAAAUAAAAAAUCAAUAAUGAUAAAAAUCACUGUGGAUUAUUGUUUUGUGUUUUGCAGUAACAAUGACUGGAAAUUAGCUCUCUCCACUUAGCUUCACUGUUAAAUUUACAUCUGAAAAAUACAUGUAUAAACCACCUUAUAAUUAUGAGUUAAGUUAAUAAAAUUCAAUUUGUGAUAUGGAAGCUGAUUAUCAAUUUUAGGUGUUUUCUUAAUAAAUGAAUAGUGUGCUUUAUUAGUUAAUGCUUAUCAAAUAAAGGCCAUAAUUUAUUUU